This is a messenger RNA of Anoplophora glabripennis (Asian longhorned beetle), 1486 nucleotides long. It is a transcript of the gene Sar1, whose product is annotated as GTP-binding protein SAR1b. The record is from RefSeq and is a predicted model, not a curated record. Gene Ontology annotation, biological process: endoplasmic reticulum to Golgi vesicle-mediated transport; membrane organization; vesicle organization. Gene Ontology annotation, molecular function: GTPase activity; GTP binding. Gene Ontology annotation, cellular component: COPII vesicle coat; endoplasmic reticulum exit site. Bases 284 to 865 code for a protein of 193 amino acids. Lineage: Eukaryota; Metazoa; Arthropoda; Insecta; Coleoptera; Cerambycidae. The transcript has 6 exons.
UCACCUUUCAAGUGCCAACAAACGUCUCCGUGUUUCUCAUUCAUUUUUCCAUUCCACAUUUGAAGAAUAAAUACAUUUCACAGCAGUGUGUAAAUUUUAUAUAAAUACUAAGAAAUAAAAGUUUAUAGCACAUAUCAGUUUAAUAUAGUGUUAAUUAAGAUUAUUGGCUUUGUUCGUCGUGGGUUUUAUUUAGACAGAAAACAGCUGAGUCACAAGUCACAGUGCUUGCCCAAGGUUACCCAUAUUUCCAGAUUUUAAUUGUGUAUUUCAUCUUUUAGAAAAAAUGUUUAUUUGGGAUUGGUUUACUGGAGUUUUAGGAUAUCUAGGCUUAUGGAAGAAAUCUGGCAAGCUACUCUUCCUAGGGUUGGAUAAUGCAGGAAAAACAACUUUAUUGCACAUGCUUAAGGACGAUAGGUUGGCACAACAUCUUCCUACAUUACAUCCCACUUCGGAGGAAUUAUCAAUUGGCAGCAUGAGGUUUACUACUUUUGAUCUUGGUGGUCACUCUCAAGCCAGAAGAGUGUGGAAGGAUUAUUUCCCAGCGGUUGAUGCUAUUGUCUUUUUGAUAGACGCGAAUGACCGUUCUAGAUUUGUAGAAAGUAAGCAAGAAUUGGAUUCCCUGCUCACGGACGAAACUCUUUCUAAUUGCCCAGUACUUAUCCUCGGAAAUAAAAUUGAUCUACCAGGUGCUGCUUCUGAAGAUGAAUUAAGAAAUUUCUAUGCCUUGUACGGGCAAACUACUGGAAAGGGUAAAGUAGCAAGGUCGGAUCUCCCCGGACGUCCAUUAGAAUUAUUCAUGUGUUCCAUUUUGAAAAGACAGGGAUACGGAGAAGGUUUUCGUUGGUUGGCUCAGUACAUCGACUGAAUAAAAUAUAAUUUUCUAUUCAAUAAACAUUUACAACAGGACUGUUAAAUAAAUGGUUUGAUUAAGAUUUAAUUGCAGUGAAACUCUAUAGGUAAUUAUUUUUGUUAUAUUUAUUUUAAUGUCUGUUGCCUAAAAACUUGAAUGUAAAAUGAAUACUGUAAAUGUAUAAUUUAUUUUACCUGUAUAUUUAAUUAUUAUCUAUAUUGUUUCAUCUCAACAUAUUUUCUAUAAAAUAAAUCUAAAUUAGUAAGGUAUCAUUUGUAUUUGUGGGGGUAAACUUUUACAACUUUUUGUCUUAAGAAAAUAUGAAUAAAGCAUGAAACUUACAAACUGAUAUUCUGAUCUCGUAUAUAUAAAAUCGUAACCGGCUGAGGUAAAUAAAUUUUUAUAUAACACAUGUGAGGUCAGAACAUGAGUUGUACAAAUAUUUUUCACAUUUUUAAAUUUGAAUAAAGAGUCGGCAGCAAAAUAUUUUGCGGAAUUCAAAUUCAGCUAUGGAAAAUGAUAUUAAUUUGCAGUAUUUUGUGUUCAAAUUCAGCACCAGUGCUAUUAUUAGUUACCUAAUUUUUUUUGUAAAAGUGCGAAAUACAGAAUUUUGUUGAAUAAAAUUGCUUUAUAUAA